UCAAACUUUCCGCGCAUGCGUAGUUCAUUCGGCGUGACAAGCACGAUGGCAGAAGAGAGUCCUUUGCUACUUUCUCUGGUGGAGGAAUUUGUCUCCGGACAACAAGACAGCAAGGCAAAGGAGGCAGCGAAGGGGGUCAAAGAUGGACAGUUCACCAUGCUGCAGCUUGUGGAAGCGCUUGGUGGAAGCCUGACGAGUUCUCAGCCUCACACUCGCGCGCGAGGAGUCCAGCUACUCUCAGACGUUUUACAGGAGAACUAUGCAGAUCUCACAGAGAGAGAAGUGGAGGUGCUGAUUGCCUUCUAUGAAAACCGUCUGAAGGACCAUCACGUCGUCACGCCGCCUGUUUUACGGGGACUUCAGGCAUUGACAAAAUGCACAGCACUGCCUCCUGGCUCUGCCGUCUCGAUGCUCAGGUCUGUGUUUCAGGACGUUCAUGUUCAGUCGUUGAUGCUCACAGAGAGAGGCUGCGUCUACAACAUGCUCAUCAACCUCAUGGAGACGAGAGAAGCAGAGCUGAAAGGUUUGGGAGCCGACUUUGUUUUUGGAUUUGUCCAGUCAAUGGACGGAGAGAGGGAUCCCCGCAACCUCCUGUUAGCCUUCCAGAUAGCCAACAACAUCAUUCUGGGAGGAUACAGUCUAGGUAAAUUCACAGAGGAGCUGUUCGAAGUGACGUCCUGCUACUUCCCCAUAGACUUCACCCCUCCCCCCAACGACCCCCAUGGCAUCACCAAAGAGGAGCUAAUUCUGGCUCUGAGGACCGUCCUCACAGGGACUCCCAGCUUUGCAGAGUUUCUGUUGCCACUCAUCAUUGAGAAGAUGGACUCGGACAUUCAGAGUGCAAAGCUGGAUUCACUGCAGACUCUUGCUGCUUGCGGGUCAAAAUAUGAUCACAGAGACUUGGCUGAAUUCCUCCAGGGACUGUGGACGUCACUGCGCAGAGAGGUGUUUCAGACAUCCAGUGAGAAGAUCGAGUCAGCAGCCCUCACCGCUCUCACCGCACUCACUUCCUGUCUGUCUCGCUCAGUGGUGAACUCUGAUUCUGAAGACACCCUCAUCACCCUCCUGGAUCUGGUUCUAACAGACUGUAAACAUCAUCUGUGCGAGCCCGACCUGAAGCUGGUAUGGCCCAGUGCCAAGCUGCUACAGGCUGCCUGCAGCGCCUCCAACAGGGCGAGCCACAUCAUAACAGCUGCUGUCAUGCCCUCUCUCAUCGAGCAGUACAACAGCAGAACACAGUGUUCUCAUAGACGUACGUUGUUGGAAGUGGUGCAACGAUUCAUCAAGUCAGUGAAAACAAACACGUCUUCAGAUACCGAUGAGAGUGUGCUGUCAGCGUACAGAGCUGCUCUUUGCAGCAUGGUGUUUUCUGCUCUCUCCGAGAGUAAUUCCAGUCUGCAGAUCACUGCUACCACCGUUCUCACCUCACUGAUACAACAUAAAGGCCUGCUGUUAGACUCAGAUGUUGGUCUGGCUGUAGAUCACCUGACCAGACUGUUGCUGACCGAGGAGGACGAGAGUGUCAGUUCUGCUGUUGUUGAGUGUGCUGGAGCUUUAGCAGAGCUGCAUCCUGCAGCCCUCAUCACUAAACUGAUCCCAAAGCUGAAGGAGGAGAUGUUUUCUGAUCCCAGAGAAAAUUCAGAGAUGAAUUCCCAUCAUGCAAUGCGCCAACGUUGUUUGUCUGCUCUGGCUGCCGUGUCCCUCCAACCCAGUGUGGUCUUUGAGAGUACACCUGUCCUCCUGCAGGUCCUCAGUUCAGCACACACAGAUGGGGCUCGUUUCUCUGUGGACGAGGUGGUUCUGGCGUGCCGCAGCCUUCAGAGGAUAGCCGAGCAGGUUCAGGACACUGAGGAGACGGGGCGAUGUUUCCAUGAUAACAUCAUCCCACGCCUACUGUCUUUAGCUCUCCAGGCUGCGCUGCAGAAUGAGGGGUCGUCUGGUCAUCGAAGUCCCCUGACCGAGGAGGUGUUUCUGUCUGCGCUGGUUCCUGUCAUCAGCACUUCCUGCUCCCGGCUGCAGCCCAAGUUGGCAGGACAGACGGCGGCGAGGGCGGUGUCUCUCUUCCUGGAUGGCGACGUCUCCUUUCUGCCUGAUAAUUCCUUCCCCUCACACAUUCAGCUUCUCACGAAGCAGCAGGAAGAGUCAUGGAGUCGGUCUCAGCUGGUUUGUCUGCUCAUGGCAUGUGUGUGUUCCUUACCUCGCAGUGUGGAGGUGCCCCAAAUGGAGAGGUUGCUGUUCCAGCUGGAGGAGCUGAGCUGCAGCUGCAGCCACCUGCUGUCCUACACAUCUGCUGCCAAGUGCUUCGCAGGCCUGAUCAACAAGAGGCCUCUGGGUAACUCCCUAGACGACCUGAUUCAGACAACAAUGAAACGAGUGUGUAGUGAGUUGGGCUGCACCUCCUCUCCUGUGCGCAUUCAGGCCUUCACCCUCAUGACCUGGGUGGCGAAGGCUCUUCUCCUGCGGUACCACCCUCUCUUCUCACUAUUAACUGACAAGCUCUUCUCCCUGCUGGACGACCCUGAUCUGGGUCCGAUGGCAGCAGACAGCUUCUCCCUGCUGAUGAGCGACUCCGCUGAUGUUCUGAACCGCGGCUGCCAUGCUGACGUACGCAUCAUGUACCGCCAACGCUUCUUCAGUGAGAACUCAGCCAAACUGGUCCAGGGCUUCAACGCAGCACCGCAAGAGAAGAAGUCCAACUACUUAAAGGCUUUGUCCAACAUUGUGAAUGAGCUGCCGAAGCAGGUCCAGGUGUCUGAGCUGCCAGCGCUACUUUCUUUGAUCCUAGAAGCUUUGACGUGUCCUGAUCAGAGCGUCCAGCUGUCCACUCUGUCCUGCCUGGAGCCCGUCCUUAUGAACCCCCCACAGGUCCUCAUACAGCAGCUGGAGGCUUUGGUCAGCAGGCUGCUGGCUCUUCUCUGUAGUCCAGCUAUGAAAAUACGGAUUGCCUCAGUACGAUGCAUCCACGCGCUCUCCCAGUUUCCUGUGCACGAGACGCAGGUGUUGCCGUUUCGAGCGCGGGUGCUGCGAGCGUUGGCUCAGGCUUUGGAUGACAAAAAGAGGCUGGUGAGGAGGGAAGCGGUUCAUGCCAGAGGAGCGUGGUUCCUCCUGGGAAGCCCUGGGGGGAGGUGAUCUAGGGAGGGAGCACACUUGAGCACCAGGACCAAGGAGCAACGCCGUGUACUCUUGUGGAUUUCCCAUCCUCUUCCAUCUGUUCUCUGUGUUCAGACAUGUUAGGCUACAUAGACUCACAUCACUGGAUGAGGCUUUGGUCUAAUAAUUUAUCGGACCAGCGUGCUCUGUAAACUCUACAUUUUGACAUGACUAGGUAGAUCACCAGUUGGAGCUAAUUCAUCAGACUUCUGGUUUCACUCCUUCAAACAUGAGCUGUUGGUUAAUUUAAUUUGAGUGGUUUUCUUUCUCAUUCUGGGACAGACAAUGAGCCACACCUGAAUGUUUAUUAAGGGCGUGAUCAGCUGAAUGCUGUGAUCUGAACUGGUUAUUAUUUUGCAGUGCUCCGAUGUUCCUGGUGUUGUCAGAGCGUUGCUGUGACUCGUUGGGUUGAUUCAUGUUGAGGCACCGGCUUAGAACACCCUCAGGGUUCAGGAAAUACCCAGAAUCUUCAGAGCAGAGGGUCUCAGAACCGACGGGAUCGGUUCCCAGAUCCAGCAUCUGGGUCGGGUUUGGCUAGAGGAAUGAUUCAGCUACCAUCUCUGAUCAGCUCUAGUUAGGAUCUACCACACGCUGAACAAGGACGAGGUUAUAUCAGACUCUUAGUUUGUGAUGAUUAUUGAAACAUCUGAGUGUGGAUGUCAUCCGUGGGUUUUUUUUCUUCAGGACCACAUUAGACCAGUUCAAAAAGUGAUAUUUUUACCAGUUAAACAUGACAUAAGUUUUUCUACACUAAAAGCAGAAUCCAUUUUGGAGUUGGUGAAAGCUUUUUUAUGUCUGAAUAUUAAAGAACAUUUUCAUGUUUUGUGUGUUUUGUGCACAAGGACAAUAAUAAAACUUUCAGGUUAAAAACUAUAAAAUGUUAGAAAACAAAUGUUCUCUUACCAAGCUUUUCCUAAGUUUCUGAAACGUGUUUUUUAGCGGUCUGGUGGAGAAACAUUAAAUUUAUCUGUGAAGAGUUCCAUAUCCAGCAUGUUUUAGUUUUAACUCUGCUUACUGAUUUCAAUCAGCAGGUAAUUAACAGGCUUCUGCAGAGCCUGCUGAGCUGCUGAACAGGUCAUUUAACCUCUGAAUCAAGUAUUUAGAAGCAGGUAAACCACUCAGAUCUGCUGGAGAUCGAAUACUCCUGGUUCAGGGUUUUACAGUGUCGCUCUCCAACGAGGGCUGAUCAAAGAUGGUCCAGUCAGUAAAGUUAAAUUAGACUUUUUUUCUUUGUGAUUUAGAACCUGAAGUUUGGGUUGGUCUUUAAAUGAACUCUGUGCUUUUCACCGGCUCCUUUACGUGGAGAAGACGCACCUGAUGGACCGGUGACUGCUGAAGUUGGGCCCUGCUCAUGAAUAGGUGUUUCACAAAAUGAACAAAUGAAAAGGAAGCAUUCAGAGAAUUUAAACUCAUUAACUGGGUUUGCCACGUGAAGGCGAACCCAGUGCCUGAGAAAUGUUUAAAAUGCAGUAAAGUCACAGCAGAAGCCUGAUUGUUGUUAAAUGACAGAAUGUUCUAAGUGUCUGGUUUGCACACAGCAUUUAAAGCAAUGCAGUACAAGUCCACUGACAUGGGAUCAUUUUGGAGAAAUAUCCAGAUUAAUGUGCUUUUAUAUGAUGUUUAUUUAAACGGAUGGCCGCUUGUAUUUCGUGUCAUGAACUUCUUGCCGAGGAAACGUCAAUCUAAAGAUGUCAUUAAAGUGUCAUUUAUAAAAAUGCUAAA
Messenger RNA from Nothobranchius furzeri (turquoise killifish), 4872 nucleotides. It is a transcript of the gene mms19, whose product is annotated as MMS19 homolog, cytosolic iron-sulfur assembly component. Gene Ontology annotation, cellular component: cytosolic [4Fe-4S] assembly targeting complex; MMXD complex. The record is from RefSeq and is a predicted model, not a curated record. Gene Ontology annotation, biological process: iron-sulfur cluster assembly. Lineage: Eukaryota; Metazoa; Chordata; Actinopteri; Cyprinodontiformes; Nothobranchiidae.